Messenger RNA from Helianthus annuus (common sunflower), 1409 nucleotides. RefSeq lists its product as uncharacterized. Gene Ontology annotation, molecular function: acetylglucosaminyltransferase activity. The transcript has 4 exons. Bases 1 to 1278 code for a protein of 425 amino acids. The record is from RefSeq and is a predicted model, not a curated record. Lineage: Eukaryota; Viridiplantae; Streptophyta; Magnoliopsida; Asterales; Asteraceae.
AUGCGCAAUGAUCCUUCAUCGUCCGAACCCACAUCGAUUGAUCAUAUCGUUUUUGGGAUUGCCUCGACCGCCAAAUCAUGGCCAACACGAAAGGAAUACAUUAACAUGUGGUGGAACCAUGAUAAAAUGCGAGGUUGCAUUUUUCUUGAUGCUCCAUUAGACAAUGACACUCUCCUCGAUAACGAUUCUGUCAUGCCUCCGAUUUGCAUCUCCAACGACACAUCCCGGUUUGGUUACACGUGGGAUGGUGGGCUCCGGUCCGCCAUUCGGGUCGCUCGUGUGGUUUCGGAGACAGUAGCGUUAAACCAUACAAAUGCUAGGUGGUUUGUGUUCGGGGACGAUGAUACGCUGUUCUUUCCGGAUAACCUGGUUAAGACGUUGUCGAAAUAUGAUCAUAAUCUAUGGUAUUACAUAGGGUCGAACUCGGAGAGUUACGUGCAAAAUCGACAUUUUUCAUUUUCUAUGGCAUAUGGUGGAGCUGGGUUUGCGAUAAGUUAUCCGUUGGCGAAAGUUUUGUCAAAGGUUCUAGACUCGUGUUUGGAGAGAUAUACGCAUUUGUAUGGUAGUGAUGGCCGGAUUUCAUCAUGUUUGGCUGAGCUUGGUGUUGCAUUUACUAACGAGCCCGGUUUUCAUCAGAUGGAUGUUACGGGAGAUGCAUUUGGAUUAUUGAAGACGCAUCCAAUGAGUCCAUUGGUGUCCCUCCAUCACCCAGAUCGCAUUGAUCCAAUUUUCCCGAGCAUGACGCAAACAAACGCUUUGCGUCAUUUAUACGAAGCCGCAAACAUAGAUCCUCAUCGGAUCUUGCAACAAACCGUAUGUUACGAUCGUUGGUAUUCUUGGACGGUUUCAGUCUCAUGGGGGUAUGCCAUUGAAGUUUUCGGGGUCCAUGUUCUUCUACCUGAUGUACUUCGUAUUCCCGUUACAUUUCAACCGUGGCUAAAGAAUCGCGUUUUUAAUACGUUUUUCAACUUUGACAUGAGGCGACACCACCACGAACCUUGUCGAAGACCUGUCGUGUUUCAUUUGGAUAGUGUGCACUUGAAGGAAGACAGGAUUACUAGCGUUUACAGAGUCAUGGAAGAAAGAAACUGCACAUUUGGCAUGUCAUCUCCAAGAAGAAUUCAAGAGAUCACAGUGUAUUCCCAAAAACUAAAUCUUGAAUUAAAACAGUCCCCUAGAAGACAAUGUUGCGAUAUAUUACCUUCCUCAUCAUACAAAUUAAUGGAAAUCAACAUCAGGUCGUGCCAUGAAGAGGAACUAAUACAUAAGAAACCAUAACAUCGAUCACUUCAUGUGUGGCCCUACAUCAAAUCGAGACGAAAAAUUGAUCAAUGACAAGUCGUGUAUACAUGGAAGGAUAGAGAAUUUGCACUUACACUUAACGUACAAGCAAGAACAAGUAGUGGACA